Fusarium venenatum is the source of this 4149-nucleotide messenger RNA. RefSeq names its product P-loop containing nucleoside triphosphate hydrolase protein. Gene Ontology annotation, cellular component: membrane. Gene Ontology annotation, biological process: transmembrane transport. Lineage: Eukaryota; Fungi; Ascomycota; Sordariomycetes; Hypocreales; Nectriaceae. The record is from RefSeq and is a predicted model, not a curated record. Gene Ontology annotation, molecular function: ATP hydrolysis activity; ATP binding; ABC-type transporter activity.
AUGGCAGCCAACGAUGGGAAGAGCUUCCCUCCGAGGAAAUGGUACAGGAGAGUACCGCUUCUAUCAACAACGCCAAUUGAGCAACGCCUAACUACACCCAAAUUCUCCCCUUCACCUGCAAAUGUCGAAGACCAGAACAAUGGACACCAUGAAAAGCUUCCUCUUCCUGAGGCGAACGCUAAUUGGUUGUCUAUCUUGACAUUCGACUGGCUGAGUCGUCUUUUACGGACAGGUUAUACCAGACCCCUUCAAACAGACGAUUUGUAUGAUAUGCCAAGUCACAGAUUGGUAGAAGACCACUCAAAUCGACUUGAAGAGGCUUGGGCUGCGAGACUAUCUACCAACCGUGGUAGAAAGCCAGUCAACUCUAAGAACCCACUAUCUUGGCGACCGUUCUGGGCAAGACAUACAACCGACACGACUGUCUUGACGUUGGCCCUCAACGAUGUCUGCUUCAAGUGGUUCUGGAUAGGUGGCAUUCUGAAACUUGCUGGCGAUCUAUCCCAAAUCAUAUCACCUCUUCUCAUCCGUUUCCUCAUCGGCACUCUAUCAGACUCAUCGCAGCAAGGUCUUCGCUCCGGCUUUGGCUAUGCAGUGGGAUUAUUCCUUCUUCUCGUCUUUUCAGUCACAUCCAAUGUUCACGGCUUCUACCGCUCUUAUACAACCGGUAUCUUGCUUAGAGGUGCUCUGAUGCACGUUAUCUAUCGCAGGGCAACGACACAGCUGAGUGAACGUGCCAAGCUUAAACAUGGCCUCGGAACUGGCAAACUCAUGAGUCUCAUCAGCGCCGAUGUCACCCGUGUAGACUUUUGCUGUGGAUAUUUCCAUGUUGCUUGGACUAGUAUCUUCCAGAUGCUGCUUUGCUUCGCUCUGACCGUUUGGACAAUGGGAUACAGCGCGUUGCCAGGUUUUGGUUUACUCGCUUUGUUGUAUCCGCUCCAGUCAUUCAUGAUGCGCCGGCUUCUCCUUCUUCGCCGAGGAAGUAUGCCUUUCACGGACGCACGAGUCAAAGCAGUUGUUGAAGCAGUAUCUGCAAUUCGUCUCGUUAAGACAAACGCUUACGAAGAGAGCUUGCUCUCCAAGAUUGGAAAGUUGCGAGCUGAUGAAGUUGUUUACAUUCGCAAACGAAUGCUUCUGAGAGCUUUCAACACUGCGAUUUCUUACACGGCUCCUACUUUGGCUUCCGUCGUCAGUAUUGUCUGCUAUGGAGCGACGUCUGAGAACGGGAUGGAUGCUGGAGUUGUCUUUUCCGGACUUGCCUAUUUCAUGCUUUUGAGAACACCUCUUAUGGCAUUGCCUACUGCUCUUUCGGCUGUUGCUGAUUCUAGAGCUGCACUGGAGCGAUUGUCCAUGUUCAUGCUGGCUUCUGAUAUCAACACUGAUAAACAGAAGUCGGAUUUACAGUCUGAUUUGGGUUACUCCUCUGAGAAUUCCGAAUCUGAUACUGUGGUUCGAGUUGAAGACGCCACUUUUGCUUAUCACGAUGAUGAGCAACUUGUAGCUGCAGAUGAGAAGAGGGAACUAGAGACAACAGCAACAAGUCAGCGACUAUGGCUCGAUUCAUUCUUGGUUAAGCGUAAUCAACUCGUCUGCGUCGUCGGAGCUGUCGCAUCCGGAAAGUCAUCUGUGUUGAAAGCCCUUCUGGGCGAUCUUCAACUCAUCCAAGCACGAUCUUUCCACCUCGGUCUCGACAAAUCUUCGUCUCAGAUUGCCUUUGCACCUCAAAGUGCUUGGCUUCUGAGCGAGACUGUGCGAGAGAACAUCGUGUUUGGCAGACCUUUUGACCACGCAUGGUACAACGAAGUCCUCACCAGAUGCUGCCUUCACCCAGAUAUGAAGGUCUUGCCAGACGGUGACAUGACUGUUGUUGGCGAGAACGGCGUUUCACUCUCCGGUGGCCAGAAGCAACGUAUAAGUCUUGCCAGGGCCAUUUACGGAAGAAGUUCGCUUCUCUUUCUCGAUGAUUGUUUCUCUGCUUUGGACGCUCAUGUUGGUGCUCGUGUGUUUGACAUGGUUGUCAAUCAAGCGCGUCGAAACAAUGAGGGUACAAUUGUCUUGGUCACGCAUUCCAUCCGCUUCGCUAGACAAGCAGAUCAUAUCUUCUACAUGGAGAAGGGACGAAUCUCUGAGCAGGGUUCGUACGAUAAGUUGCAGAGUCUUGAUGGCGCUUUUACUCAGUUUGCUGGAUCUCAACCUUUGAUUGCAGAGUCAGACUCGGGUUCCGAGACGGCCAGCAGUCACGAUUCUGAAGAGGCUGUGGAUGAAAAGGUCAUUGAGAAAGAAACUCCUGAAACCAAGACCAAGGAAAAGCCAUCUACAACACGCGGCAAAGAAGUGAUGCAAACAGAAGAACGAGUUGUCGGCUCUGUCAGUGGCAGAACCUACAUCCGAUACGCUCAGUUUGGCAACGCAUUAAUCACUGUUCCUCUUCUAAUCCUCUCUAUCGCCAUUUACCAAGGCACCAGUAUCGUUUCACCUCUUUGGUUGAGCUGGUGGCAAAAGAACCAGUACACAUCCAUUUCUGAAGAUGCGUACAUGGGCGGCUAUGCAGCGUUUGGUGCAGGCCAGUCCAUCGGUCUAUUCUGUAUGAGCGCCACGUUUGCACUCUUUUGCUUCUGGUGCUCUAACAAGCUUCACCAUGCUUCCAUGUCCAAGGUCUUGCUCGCACCAGUCGCUUUCUUUGAUACCACGCCUCAGGGCAGAAUCACACAUCGCUUCAGCAAGGAUGUCGAUGCCGUUGAUAACGUGGUCGGUGAGACUUUGCGACUCUUCAUUUCUACGUUUGUGCAAGUUCUUGGUACGAUUAUCGUUGUAAGCAUUAUCGUGCCAGCGUUUUUGGCCAUCGCUUUUGCUUUGUUGUUGAUCUACACGUGGACUGGAAUGUACUACCGGCCAUCGUCGCGAGAGCUUCGUCGGCUUAACAAUCUUCUUCGGAGUCGCAUCUACGAGCAUUUUGGAGAGUCUCUUUCGGGUCUGCCAACCCUCAAGGCUUUUGGUGCAGUACCUCGCUUCGUUGACGAUAAUGCCCGAAAGAUCGACACGGAGAACACUGCUUAUUGGCUUUCUAUCGCGUGUCAGCGAUGGCUCAACCUACGUCUUGACCUCUGUGGUGCAACUCUCGUGCUAGCUGCAGGCUUGCUAGUUGUUGGACUACGAGGCACCAUUGAUCCCUCCUCUGGCGGUGUAGUCCUGUCAUACAUCGUUACCGCGCAAGCAGUCUUUGGAAACAUGAUUCGUCAGAGUGCAGAGAUUGAGAAUAACAUGAACUCGGUGGAGAGAAUGCUUCAUUAUGCUUACAACAUUGAACAAGAGCCUGAGCAUCGGGUUGAGCGAGUUGACAAGGAAUUGGAGACGAGUCAGUGGCCAAGGGCUGGGCAUGUUGAGUUCCAGUCUUUUACUCUCAGUCAUCGACCUGGUCUGGAUCCUGCGUUGAAGGACAUAAACCUUGAUAUCAAGCCUGGUGAAAAGAUUGGUGUUGUUGGACGUACGGGAGCUGGAAAGACAACCUUAAUCUCUGCUCUACUACGAAUCACCGAGCCCACGAACGGACGAAUCCUUAUUGACGGCGUCGACAUCCACACGGUCGGCCUUCAUCUCCUCCGAUCCAAUCUAUCAGUCAUCAGCCAAGACGCAGUCUUGUUAGCUGGCAGUAUCCGCUACAAUCUCGAUCCUUUCCAACAAUACGACGACGAGUGGCUUCGACAGUGUUUAGAUCGCGUCGGUCUAAGCCAAAUAUCUUCCAACACGGAUGCCGAAAAGCAAGACUCCGACUCUGGCGGUGAUGCACCAAGCCUCAAUCUAGACUCUGAAGUCAAGGAAAACGGCUCCAACAUCUCUCAAGGACAACGUUCCUUGAUCUCUAUCGCCCGCGCUCUUGUGCGCAAGUCAAAGAUUGUCAUUCUUGACGAGGCAACAGCUUCAAUCGAUGGCAGAUCAGAUGCAAAGCUACAGGCCAUGUUGAACGAGGUCGUAGGUGACGCGACUGUUCUUACUGUGGCUCAUCGACUUGACACUAUAGUUUCUACGUGCAACAAGGUUGUCGUCAUGGAUAGUGGACGAGUAGUCGAGUUUGCUACAGUUUCUGAGCUGUAUGCCCAGCCGGAUAGUAUUUUUAGAUCUCUGUGUGAUGCUGCAAAGAUCUCGCUUUGA